Molecule: messenger RNA, 1431 nt
Organism: Dacryopinax primogenitus
Lineage: Eukaryota; Fungi; Basidiomycota; Dacrymycetes; Dacrymycetales; Dacrymycetaceae
Exons: 2
Coding region: 1-1335 (444 amino acids)
Source: RefSeq, a predicted model, not a curated record
AUGACGUCUAUGAUUGCUGUACGCUAUGCUCCUAACGCUCUGGUGGAACCACGUUCCCCUAUCGCCCCCUCCUAUCCGGCCCAAGCCUCAAAAAGCGCCUCGCACCCUGAGAUGACCCAUCAAGGCAGCUGGUCUCCUGUUAUCCCCCACCCCCCCAACCUUGCCAUACACAUAUCCUAUUCGGCGCUGGUCCGCCUCACGAAUUACACAACUACCACACAAUCGUAUCGAUCCCUACACAAGACACAACACAUCAAAAUGCGUUACGCGUACCUUCUCGCUGCUCUUGCAUUCACCGCACCUGCUUUGGCUUAUCCCUUGGCUAAGAACGAUCAGGAUACGAACAUAGCUCUCCCCACGGAACAGCAGCCUUCCGAGGUCCAGGCCGUCAGCUCUCACCACAGCCAUUACUGUCAUGGCAGGCACCAUUGCCAUCCCAGGCAUCGUCACAGGCAUCACCAUGGUCCUCACCGGCACCACCACGGCCGUCACGGCUACUGGCACAGGCACCACCGGCACUACAGGCACGCCCACGAACAUGUCGAUAAGGAGUCUGCCCCUUCGUCUCCUACUUCCCCUUCUCCUGAACCUUCUUCCUCUUCUCCUGGACCUUCUUCCCCUUCUCCUGAACCUUCUUCCCCUUCUCCUGAACCUUCUUCCCCUUCUCCUGAACCUUCUUCCCCUUCUCCUGAACCUUCUUCCCCUUCUCCUGAACCUUCUUCCCCUUCUCCUGAACCUUCUUCCCCUUCUCCUGAACCUUCUUCCCCAUCCCCGGAAGCGCCCUCUAAGGAGUCUGCCCCUUCGUCUCCUACUUCCCCUUCUCCUGAACCUUCUUCCCCAUCCCCGGAAGUGCCCUCUAAGGAGUCUGCCCCUUCGUCUCCUACUUCCCCUUCUCAUGUACCUUCUUCCCCAUCCCCGAAAGCGCUCUCUGCGCGUUCUUUUGAGGACGAUCAGGUUGGGUCUAUUACACCGCGCAAACGCGGCCCGGGCGCUUGGGUGGUGGCCGAAGUGCACAGUUCGGACGACCCGCACUCCUUGGCAAACCGGUGGAAGACGCUGAAGUGGGGCUUCUUCCUCCGGAAACAUUGGCACCAUUCGCCACCGUGGAUGGCACAUAUAAGGUUCUCCGAGCCGCCGAUGCCCGAAGAUGAUACACAGAGCCCGAUGGAUGGAGAUUUUGCGUUCUCUGAGCCUGAGGAUGAUAGGGAGUUCAUGUUUGAGGAUGAUACGGAGAUAAAUCCACCGGUGGCCGCGGGUGCUGCACAGAUGAGGCUCUUCAAGACGAGCGGUCCAAGCCAUCUCUCGAGGAGCUCGAGUGACCAUAGGAUUGCCUGAGAUGAUUACCUCCCUUGCAUCUUAGUACACCUCAGUACAUGUUGUUUUGUUCUCUGUUGUGAUUGUAUACUAUCCGUCAUUGUCUGAGUAACUUUG